AUGUUUCAUCAUCAUCGCCCAACAUCGACGAGUCAUUAUGAUUUGAAAGUGGCACCUUGUUCCAAACAUCUUCUUCUUCUCUCAUCACUCAUUCUCUUCCGGCUACUCACAAGUCUUUUCAUGACUACCUAUUUCAGUGCAGAUGAAUAUUAUCAAGGCAUUGAAAUUGCUCAUUCACUCCAUUUUCCUAAACAUCCACAUAUCAUUCCAUGGGAAUGGCAAUCGGAACAUUCAUUGAGAGGAUUCCUUCAUCCCAUGAUACUUUCUGUGGGAUAUUACUUGAUGGAUUAUAUUCAGAAAAUGAAUGAAUUAUUGAAUCAAUUCAAUUUUAAUAUUUUGAAAUUAAAAAUUGAUAACGAAUGGUUUGAAUAUCAAACAAUGAUGUUGAUGGGAUUUAUGGCAUGGUGGCUUCCUCGAAUGGUGCAAGCAGUACUCACAGCUAUUUCCGAUUACUUUUUGUAUUUAAUUUGUGUGAAAUAUUGUAAAAAUUGGAAAAUUGGAAUUUGGUGUCUAUUAAUUGCAUGCACUAAUUGGUUUCAUAUUUAUUGUGGAGUGAGAACAUUUUCAAAUACCAUGGAAAUGAAUGUCACUCUUAUUGCUAUUUAUUAUUUUUCGUAUCCAUUAAUUUCAAAAGAUCAACAAUCGAAUGACACAACAGUCAUAGAUAGAAACAAUACAAGUCAUAGAUGGAAUAUAUGGAUUUUUUUUGCUGGUAUGGGAUGUGUCAUUCGACCAACUAAUGCAAUUGUCUAUGUUCCACUUUUUAUAUACCAAUUAUAUUGCGAGAGAAAUAGAGUUCAAUUUUUGUCAAGUUUAUUUGGAUACUUAAUAUUUUGGAUUGCAGUGUCGGUGAGGAUUGAUUCUCUCAUGUAUGGAAAGUUGACCAUUGUUCUUUUGAACUUUUUAGAAUUUAAUAUUGUGAAAAACUUGGCUCAUUUGUAUGGUACUCAACCAUGGCAUUGGUACUUUUCACAAGGUUUUCCAGUCAUUUUAUUGAGCUAUUUACCAUUUUACAUUUGGAUUAAUUAUUUCAAUAAGGAAUUUCGAGCAAAAUAUUUCAAACUGAACGUUGUCAUUCUCUUUCCUAUUGUAUUAUAUUCCUUUCAGACGCACAAAGAAUUUAGAUUUAUUUAUCCAAUUGUUCCUCUCUGUUUUAUUUCGGUAGCAGAAUAUUGCUGUAACAAAUUCGAGCAAGAACAGAAGAAUUUCAUGAGCUCGUUUAAGAUUGUUCUGGUAUUUGUAAUUUGUGUUCAAAUUGCUGCGGCACUCUACCUUGGAAAAAUUCAUCAAAAUGGUCCUCAACAAGUGAUGGAUUACUUAAGGAUGGAAUACUAUAACUAUGAGAGAAGGAACAGCUCUAGUGACGGUCAAGAUAGCUCACUCAGGGUACACUUGUUAAUGCCAUGCCAUCAUACUCCAGGUUAUUCCUUUCUCCAUCACCAACACUUAUUCUCUAAAGGGAUCCAACUCUAUCACUUGGAUUGUUCUCCUUUUGAUGGCAACAACACACAGGCAGAUCAAUUUUACAGGGAUCCUGUCGGCUUUACCCUUAAUCAAUCCAAGACCAUUGAGAAUGCAGACUACGUAGUCAUGUAUGACACGAUGAGCAAGACUCUACAACCAGUACUCAAGAAUCACUUUUCCUUUGCCAAGCAAGCAUUCCACAUGCACAUGUUCAUGCUACACGACAGCAGGAUGGGUCAGUACAUGGACAUUUGGAAGAAAACCCGAUAG
This is a messenger RNA of Naegleria fowleri, 1734 nucleotides long. RefSeq lists its product as uncharacterized. The transcript is spliced from 4 exons. Gene Ontology annotation, cellular component: endoplasmic reticulum membrane. Lineage: Eukaryota; Heterolobosea; Eutetramitea; Acrasida; Naegleriidae. The coding region runs from base 1 to 1734 and encodes 577 amino acids. Gene Ontology annotation, biological process: GPI anchor biosynthetic process. Gene Ontology annotation, molecular function: alpha-1,2-mannosyltransferase activity. The record is from RefSeq and is a predicted model, not a curated record.